Molecule: messenger RNA, 2265 nt
Organism: Penicillium riverlandense
Lineage: Eukaryota; Fungi; Ascomycota; Eurotiomycetes; Eurotiales; Aspergillaceae
Exons: 2
Biological process (GO): regulation of DNA-templated transcription
Molecular function (GO): zinc ion binding; DNA-binding transcription factor activity, RNA polymerase II-specific
Source: RefSeq, a predicted model, not a curated record
CCCGGAGCCGAAUGGAGAAAGACCCGGAAGGGAACUCAAAGCUGCUGGGAGUGCAGGCGACGAAAAGUCCGUUGUAUCUUCGCCUCUUCCGCACACGCCUGCAAUAAUUGUCGGAGACGCGGGAGUACAUGCAUCGGCCAGGAGUAUCCUGAUAAGGCUGUUCCCUCCGUCAGCAAUAAUCAAGUAGAGGGCCGGCUUAGCCGGGUAGAGAACCUGCUGGAGCAGUUACUCGCCAAUACUGAGUCUAUCCAUGCUCUACAGUCGCCAACUAGAGAUCGUUCCGGCGCUCGCUCGACCUCGGUGACGCUAGAGAAUAGAGAAGAGUCUCGGCCAAAACUAGUGUCGUCGACAAGCCAUCGUGCGCACAAUGUUGAGGACGGGAUAACUACCCGCUCGAGACCCCCUUCGAAGCCGGCAUCGGUCCCGGACAGGCGAGCCCCAAGCAAAUAUGAAGAAUUGGCUCGCGACCUUAUCGCGGCAUGGCCCAGCGAGGAUGAUAUCGAUAUCAUCUGUAGUCUCCCUAUGGGAAUUUCAACCUCGAUGUUUUGCGGAAUAUGCACGUCCUGUUCCACCUUUACCGGCCCGGCCCUAUCAUCCCCGAGGGAGAUGCUACAGCCUCCCCGGCCGGGUAACCAUCCGGUGCUGAUCGCGCGUAAGCUUCUGGUCCUCGGCGUAUUCCUACAAGGAAUCCCCCCUUCUUCCAUCCGAGACCUUGGAUACCUGGGUACAUCUAUCCGCUCUAUCAUGCCUCGUGUCGUCGACAGAGCUAUCAGCCUCGUGACUACCAACGAAGACCUCAUCGGCUCCGUCGAGGGCAUCGAAUGCAUAAUGCUCGAGGCUAUGUACCAGAACUACGCUGGAAACCUGCAUCGUGCAUGGAUGGCAAUACGCCGGGCGAUUACCGUCGCACAGAUGAUGGCUCUGCACCGUGGCCGUGACUCGCCGUCCCUGAAGAUCCUCGAUCCCGAGACUCAAGUGGCCUUUGACCCUGUUAAAACCCAUUUUCGAUUGGCUCAAAUGGAUCGCUACCUUUCGAUCAUGCUGGGCCUACCGCAUACAUCACUCGAAGACCUCUUCUCCACUCCGCAAGUAUUAGAAGAGUUGGAUCCCAAUGAACGCAUGCAACGCAUCCACUGCGCCGUUGCUGGGCAUAUCCUGCACCGAAAGGAUGGCGACGUAAACAGCCUGGUCAAAAUUCACGAGGAUGACAUGCUAUUGCAUAAAGCUGCAGCUGAGAUGCCACCCCAGUGGUGGCUGAUCCCGAAUUUCAUGCCCAGCAAUGGCGAAGGUGCAAAUCUCCUUCGUGAUACAAAUCGUAUCAUGGAUCAACUCACGCAUUACCACCUGUUUAUGCGGCUGCAUUUACCUUAUAUGCUUUGCUCCUCUUGUGACCACAGGUACGAUCGUAGCAGAAUCACUGUCAUCAACGCCAGCCGGGAAAUUCUAUCUCGCUAUAUAGCCCUCCGCACGUCAAACCCCGGACACUUCUACUGCCGCGGUUGUGAUUUUCUCGCCUUUAUGGCCAUUACCAUACUAUGUAUUGCUCACAUUAAUUCUCAGAGUCAGUUCCAGGGAUUUGGGGAGCGCUCAUGCCCGGUCACUGGUUUCGAAUCCCUUGUCCACAGCCGCCCAAGUGACCGCGGCUACAUGGAGCGUACCCUACAGAUCAUUGAAUCCAUGUCCUGCAAUGAUGUCGAUUUGAUCGCCUAUAAACUUACCCGAAUCAUUCAUCAUCUGCUCACCAUUGAGGCAAAUGCCGCCAAGGGCGACAUGUAUCAAACAAGCUCAUCUAAAGAUAGCGAAGGAGGGCUUGAGUAUGACGGCCGGUUAACCAACAACGGCAAGGCACUGCACAUUCAGAUUCCCUAUUUUGGUACCAUCAAUUUUGAACGCGGUGUCAUCUCAAAGCCUGCUCCAAAAAUGCUAGCGCAACCCGAGCUGGGCAUACCGGCCAUGUUGGUCACGGAUAGACUGCCCCCGGGUCAGCCGGUUGAACAAGCCCAACACCCGUCAUCUGGAUCGGAUAUCUUGUCAACGAUGAGCUAUACCGGUUCACAGAUCAUGCCAUCAGAUACUCCUCAGCUGUUGUCAGCGCUUCAGCCCGAGUCACCGAAUGGAUCCAUAAUAUUGGACAGUAACGACAGCUUAUACACGCAGCUGCCUGCUUCUAUGGGAUUUCCAGGCGCCGACGAAGUUGAACUACAAGGCGUUGAUUUCUUUUUCGAUAGCCUUUUCUGUGGAGCGGAAAUAACGAGAGAUACUUAG